CAGGAGUACCUAACAAGUCCGUGUCAGUUAGUAACUGACACUAACUGCCCACACAUAUAAUAACUAGUUCAACAAUAACAGUCAUAGUUAGAUAAUAUCGCAGCUGGUUAAGCUGCUGGCUCGUGUGACGUCAUUUGACAAUCAGUCCACUUCACGUCGCGCGUGAGCAUCGGCGAUGCUCUUUGGUGGACCAGCUCGCGCCAGCUACGCCUCCGGGCAGGCUGCCGCUCACGAGCCCGCUGCUGUCUCCGUGUCUCACACGAACGAGCGACGGCAACGGGACGUUGCAUCUGGGAUUCACGAAGGACAAUGUGGUGCUGCACGUAGCCGGCGACGCUCUCUGUGAAAGUAAAACAAAGAGCUCGAGACACCGACACGCCGAAGUUUCGUGGGACCAUGGAUGCGACCUGCAGUGCUGCUGCUGCCGCCGGUUUGACGGUGCAGGUGUGCUUCCCCGGCGCCCGCGCCGCCGUCCUGGACAACCUGAACCGGCAGCGGGAGGAGGGCCGGCUGUGUGACCUCUCCAUCCAGGUGCAAGGCCAGGUGUUCCGGGCCCACCGCUGUGUGCUCGCUGCCUCCUCGCCUUACUUUCACGACCAGGUGUUGCUGAAGAACGUCACGACCGUGUCCCUCCCCUCGGUCAUGGACCCGGUGGCCUUCGAGAGCGUCCUGAGCUCGGCCUACACGGGCCAGCUGAGCAUCGUGCACGAAGACAUCGUGAACUACGUCACCGUGGCCAGUUUCCUCCAGAUGUGGCACAUCGUGGACAAAUGCACGGAGAUCCUGAAGAGGCCCCGCCCCCCGGCAGAAGCCGCCCCCGGGGAGGCCGCCGCGGCCCACCCCGGCACCGCGUCGCGCCAGCAGGCCCCGAGCAGCACCGACUGCCUGUACCUGGAAAGGGAGGGAAGGAGGAAGGAGAGGAAGCCGGACGCCCUGCCCCCCUUAGCCACGUGGCGGCGUCCGCAGCAGUUUCCCAGGUGGGGGCGACCGCGGCCCCCGUCGGCCCAGCACUUAGCCGACUCCCAGCUGGACGCCCUCGCCACCUACGCGGGGAUCGAGUACGCCAACUGCGAGGAGGCGUGGCUAUCGAGCCACGGCAAAGCGAGCCACUUCGCUCACGACGGACCGGGCCACAACAGCCGGUACCACGGGGGGUUCCCCGGCGGCGAGGCCCUGAAGCAGAAAGCCCGGUUUCAACAGCGGGGCGGGCCGCCCGACAAGAACAGAGAGAGCGGGGACGGCGACGACACGCAGGAGAAGAGGAGGAAGGAGAAGAGAGAGAUCGAGGCAGACGAGGGAGUCGGAGAAGCGGCGGCGGCGGAGAGGAAGGGAGCAGGCUUUGCACCAAUGGGGCACUGCGACUUCCGCCCCAUUUCAGACGAGAGCGUCGGACAAGCCGCGGGGAAGGCGAGCGUGGAGGAGAUCAAGGAGAAAGUGCAGAGGAUCUUGGCAGGAAGAGACCCCCCCUCGGCCCCUCCCGGUGGCCCCACCUGUCCCGCCUCCACCCGGCUGCAGUGGCCCUGGUCUCAGCCGGAGCCGGGCCCGCAGGACGGAGAGGGCGGCAGUAAAGACGAGGACGAAGACGACAAGGAGGAGGACGCAGACUUUGAAUGUUUCACGGAGGCGCCGUUUAGCCGCGGCACGUACGACGAGAUUGCAGACGGCACGGGGCAGGUGUCCCAGAGGCCUCUAGUGCCCGCGUCCCCCGACUUCACCGCGGCGGGGUCGGAGGUCAACUGGCCCUCGGCCGGCACGGCUCCGGGCGGCUCGUCGACCCCCGCCCCGAGCCGCCACCUUUCCGCCGCGUUCCCUCCGCCCUCUUCGCCGCCCUCGCCCCCGACGCCGUCGUCGUCCUCCUCGGUGUCCCUCGCCGGCGCCCCCUACACGGGCAAGGUCCACUUCUGCCACUGCGGCAAGGCCUACACCCUGAAGAGCAUGCGCGACCGGCACGUGAAGAUGCAGCACCUCAACCUGCGGCCCUUCGGCUGCCCGGUGUGCACCAAGUCCUUCAAGAUGAAGCACCACCUCACCAAGCACCUCAAGACCCACGGCGGGCUGCGGCCCUACGAGUGCGGCCUGUGCGGGAAGAAGGUCAUCUGGAGGGACAGCUUCCUCCGGCACCAGGCCCGGUGCGAGAGGCUCGCCGCCGCCGGUGGCGGCGACGCGAGCGCGCCCGCGGCGGGCCCGGACGACGGUUUCGGCUACGGGUUUGACGACGGCGAGGGCUUUCUCGCCACGGGAGUCAAGGUGGAGGAGGUGGACUUCCACAGGGAGAUGGAGGAGGGCAUCCGCGGCCUCCUGGGCGGCGUGGGCGGCGUGGCGAGCGAGCUCCGGACUCAGAACCUGGAUGCGGAUAGUCACGUGUUCAAACAGGAGGCGAGGGAGAGCUUCAGUGGAAGUUAAACGCUCGUGGGAAACUAGCGUGUAAACAAACGUGUGACGUGUGACUAUGACGGAGACAUGUGACGUGUGACGGAGACAUGUGACUAGGGAUGGGUAUCGUUUGGGUUUUUUCCGAUACCGGUGCUAAACCGGUACUUUUAAAACGAUACCGGUGCCUAAACGGUGCCUGAACCGAUACUUUUUUUUAAAACGCACAAUAAGGACAUUAAAAACCUCUUUGGCCAUAUUCCCUGUAGAAGCCGUUAUCAUGGAGCACUGACACACAACGGAUAUCAGACUGUUAACAUACACAAUAUAUGUUCUCCAUUAUAUGAUGUGAUAUGUAUUGUCAUGUGCAGACCUUAUAGGGUUAAUCCUGUCACUGUUUUGAUGGGCAAAGAGAACAACCAAUCAGAGGGACUGAAGAUGACACGUGACAAAUAAAGUUUUGCUUCUGACAGCGAGAGUUCCACUGAAACAAA
Molecule: messenger RNA, 2864 nt
Organism: Pseudoliparis swirei
Lineage: Eukaryota; Metazoa; Chordata; Actinopteri; Perciformes; Liparidae
Gene: zbtb22a
Product: zinc finger and BTB domain containing 22a
Exons: 4
Coding region: 397-2403 (668 amino acids)
Biological process (GO): regulation of transcription by RNA polymerase II
Molecular function (GO): RNA polymerase II cis-regulatory region sequence-specific DNA binding; DNA-binding transcription factor activity, RNA polymerase II-specific; protein binding
Source: RefSeq, a predicted model, not a curated record